Messenger RNA from Plasmodium coatneyi, 4122 nucleotides. RefSeq names its product Coatomer alpha subunit. Gene Ontology annotation, cellular component: COPI vesicle coat. The coding region runs from base 1 to 4122 and encodes 1373 amino acids. The transcript has 5 exons. Gene Ontology annotation, biological process: intracellular protein transport; retrograde vesicle-mediated transport, Golgi to endoplasmic reticulum; intra-Golgi vesicle-mediated transport. The record is from RefSeq and is a predicted model, not a curated record. Gene Ontology annotation, molecular function: protein binding; structural molecule activity. Lineage: Eukaryota; Apicomplexa; Aconoidasida; Haemosporida; Plasmodiidae.
AUGCUGGUGAAAUGCGAGACGAAGAGCCAGAGGGUGAAGAGCAUUUCCUUCCAUCCGAAGAUCAACCUCAUCCUUGCAGGACUGCACAAUGGAAUCAUUCAGCUAUGGGACUACCGUAUCGGGAUUCUAAUUGAAAAGUUUGAGGAGCAUGAGGGGCCCGUAAGGGGCAUAGACUUCCACGCCGUGCAGCCCCUCUUUGUCAGUGGAGCAGACGAUUACCUAAUAAAGGUGUGGAACAUACAUCUAAAAAAAUGUGUCUUCAAUUUGGUAGGCCAUUUAGACUACAUCAGGAAGGUGCAGUUUCAUCUGACCUACCCAUGGAUUCUAUCCGCCUCAGAUGACCAGACCAUUAGAAUAUGGAACUGGCAAAGCAGAGUCUGUAUAGCCAUAUUGACAGGACAUAACCACUACGUAAUGUGUGCAGAAUUUCAUCCCACACAGGACCUCAUCAUUUCCAGCAGCUUGGAUAAAACUCUACGUGUGUGGGACAUAAAACUGUUGCGAGAGAAGAACGUCAUAUUGACGAGUGAAAAUGCGGUGAGCGAUUUGCCAUAUGGAUUAUCGAAGGGCCUUUACAACGCGGAUGUGCUGGCCUCAUCUGGAGAUAACCAAAUGGGCAUGCAUUCCUUUGUCCCGAAUAAUCAGCACCUGCAACAGCUUCAGCAGCAACAGAACAACAAUAACAUGUUUGGCGCAUCGGACGCCAUUUGUAAGUUCGUUCUGGAGGGUCAUGAGAAGGGAGUGAACUGCUGCACUUUUCACCAUAGUCUACCCAUCAUUGCAUCUGGAUCAGAUGAUAAGCUAGUAAAAUUGUGGAGGUAUAAUGAUAACAAGUGUUGGGAGUUGGACACCCUGAGGGGUCACUUUAACAACGUGUCCAGUUUAGUUUUCCACCAAACGAAUGACGACUUAUUGUUAAGUAACAGUGAAGACAGAACCAUCCGAAUAUGGGAUAUCACCAAACGGGCAUGUAUUCAUACGUUCAGGAGAGAGAAUGACCGUUUUUGGAUUCUGUCCUUUAAACCCAACUCCAAUUUAAUUGCUUCGGGGCAUGACUCAGGGAUGGUCAUAUUCAAAUUUGAGAAGGAAAAAUGCCCCUUCGAUAAAUGUGGAACUGUCUUGUUAUACGUGAAGGAGAAACGGAUUUAUGCUUACGACGUGAGGAGUGACAGACACACUUGUUUGUGUCCCGUCAGGAAGAAUGGCAACGCGAUGGUGUCUGGGUAUCACAAGUUGAUAUACAACCAAUUCUGCACCACGCAUGUGAUGCUUCUUUUUGUGUACAAGGAGGAGGAUCAUUUUUCCUUCGACCUGAUCGUUUGUGACACGGUUGGGGAAGGUAGCGGGGCCGGUCGUGCGGGCAACGCGUCUCUCUCCAGGGGAGGCAUGAUGGGGGGGAUGACCUCAGCGUCACCAACGUCACCUCCUGCAUCACCCUCCGGAUUGCACUUCUUCAAAUCAUGGGCGAAGCACUCCAGUGCGAAUAACGCAAAUGUGUCCCCACAGAAAAACAUCCAAGCGGGGAGAAACCCAGAAGAGUUCAACCCGGACAGUGUAAAAUACCUGAUCAAAAAUAAGCACUGCUCUUCUGUUUCAUUUUAUACGAGAAAUAAGUACCUCCUUGUGGAGAAGAGAAGUGGCAACUACGUCUUGAGCAUUCAGAACAUACCAGAAGAUAACACCUCCAAACGGGUGGAGGUACCCUUCAAGGUGGAAGCAGUCUACCCCCUGAAUAAUAACAAGAUAAUCAUCCUUUCGGAGAGCAAAAUAUACCUAUACGAUAUAAGCGUAAAAAAGGUCCUAAACGAAAUGAACCACACGGAUACCAUCAUUUCGGUGGAAAUACUUAAGGACCACAAUAUUGCCUUCGUGUUUAAGUAUAACGUUGUUCUGACGACGAUCGAUCUGGUUCACCUAUGCACAGUGCAUGAGUACAUUCGUGUUAAAAGUGGGGUCUGGGAUGAGGAAAACAAAAAUGUCUUCAUCUACAAUACACUUAGUCAUUUGAAAUAUAUAAUGAUAAAUGGAGAGAAGGGACUAAUCAAAUGUUUGGAAGAACCUGUGUACCUUUUCAAAAUAUACAACAACAGAUUAUUCUACCUUACGAGGAAGCAGGACGUGGUCAGUGAACCGCUGAACGACACGGAAUAUCUGUUUAAACUGUCCCUUGCGAACAAUGAUGAGCAGAGUGCUUACCAUUAUUUAGACAUACAACAUAAAGGAAACACCUUCUCUAAUGACCACCACAAUGAGGGAAAGAAAAAACUCUACUUCAGUUACAACCUUAUAGGGUAUAUUAAAAAGAAGGGGUUCGCAAAUUUGGCAGUACAAAUGGUCAACAACAAUCAUACCCUUUUUAAUCUGUCCAUUCAGUUGGGACAUUUGAAUAACGCCCUCAAGGCAGCCAAAAAAAUUAAUAAGACGCACAUUUGGAACCUUCUAAGCGUUCAUGCAUUAUUACUAGGCAAUUACGAUAUCGCAGAAUAUGCCCUGGUGAGGAUGAAGGCCUACGACAAGCUCUCCUUUCUCUACCUCUUCAGUGGCAACAUUGAAAAAUUGAAAAAAAUGCAAAAUAUUGCCAUCAUAAGGGGAGACCUAAUCUCCAUUUUUCUGAAUUCAUUAUACUUGGGGGACAUACAACAGAGGAUAAACGUCUUUGUUGAACAAAACCAGGUGAACUUAGCUUGGGCCUGCUCCCAACUGUACAACAUUCCCAUUAACUUAUCAGAGAAGAAUUUCGACUUUGACGUAAAUGAGUGCACCUACUGCCCGGAGAAGUCCUUUUACCUGUCCCCCCCUAUACCCAUUGUGAGGGUUGACAGCACCUUCGGGCAAAAGAAAAACCUAUCAAUGGAACAGUCACCAGAACAGAUGGGUUUGUACAAAGAGGCGAAGGAUGUCCCCCCCAAGUGGGGAACGCCAGCCGCGUGGAAUGGAUCCUACAACUGGCCCGUCAUCAACCUCGAGAAGACAUUCCAGGCUAGAGACGACCCCAGUGGAUCCGCACCCCAGGGGUUGAAGAAAAAAGCCCUGGCCAAGUCAGACCAACGAAGCAACGCAUCCGAUGAAGACGACGUGUGGAAAGACGAAGUCAACGACGAGGACAUCAUAAACAUCGACUUGGACCUGGAAGACCACAAAGAACUACUAAGCAAGAGUGCAGCCACAUCUGUGAGGAGUACCAAAAUCGAGCGCGCAGAUAACCUCUACGAAGUUAUGGCCAAAAAGUACGGACGAAUCAUGGACCACAUAAGGACGGGAAAUAUAACCAACGCACUUAACCUUAUUUCCAAAAAAUACGGCAUCGUUGAUAUGAAGCCAUUAAAAGGAAUUAUAAAAAAUGUAUACAUUUCGACGUAUGCCUAUCUGACCCCCAUCCCGAAUUACGUUCCGUUGAAGAUACCGAUAAACACAAAUGAGGAGACAACAAAUACGAACGUAUACAUCAAUCAGCACUUCCUUUUCAACCAAAUUAAAAAGGCACACAAAUUAGUGACCCUGGGAAAAUUUUCUACAGCUUUGAGCCUCUUCAGGAGCACCCUCUACCACAUGAUAUUUGUAACCCCUGCUGAUAAGGACACAGAAAUGAAUGAAUACCUGCAUAUGUGUACUAGCUACAUUUUAGCCAUGAGAUUAGAGGAGGAGAGGAAUGCCACUGCUACGGAGGACCCAAGGAGGAGCCUAGAAUUGAUGGCCUACUUUACUUGCUGUCCUAUGCAGAACUCACACUUGUACUUAGUCCUCAGGAGAGGCAUGGGUCUCGCGUGGAAGGCACAAAACUACGUCACGGCUGGAUCGUUCGCCAAACGGCUGAUAAACGGGAACUACGAAAGCAUCAAAGGCUCCGAGGAAGAAAUCGUUAAGGCGAAGAAAAUUCUGCUCAUGUGCGAGCAGAAAAGCACGGAACAGCACAGCAUUGACUACGACCCGAACGAUUAUCAUAACAUGAGAGUAUGCAGCGUCAGCUUAACGAGGAUCAAGCCGAAUGAGGAAACGGUCUGCUGUCCCUUUUGCCAGUCCGUGUCGAAGCGAGAGUAUACGUCCAAGAUGUGCCCGAACUGUUUGAUCGCGCAGCUGGGCAAAAAGGCCCUCGGAUUUGACUUCCUAAACAAGAACGCAUGA